CUUCCCUUGCCCCACGCGCGCGCACUUGACCUCGGCCACGAAUCUGUAUUCCUCUGGAUUCUUCGUUUCGGAUCGGGUUCUGGUAACCCUUUGCUGGGACAUCACACAGACUUCAUCUGCCGCGAGGCCGCCAUGUUCGGCUGAAUGGGAGUAGGGGAACCACACAACGUCACGAUGCUUUGGUGCCCCUCGUCGCAAGAAAAACAAAACUCAUAUGAUAUCCUUAAGCCGAACUCUCACUUCUCCAUCCCACCGAGGCUCUCAUUUUUCUCUUUGUCUUCUAUUCCUUAUUCCACUUUCCCCCCCGUUUUCCCCGUUGGCGCACUGGGCAGGCGGUUUCACGACGAAAUUGUACCCUCUCGAUCAUCGUCAUGGCAGUCACCGCGACGACGACCAAUGCGGCAUUGUUCCUAUCACCCGAUGCGCGCGAAGGCAGCACGGUACUACGGCACGAAUCCAUAUCAGAUUGGCCGCCAUCGUUUACCCCGCUUGUGUCUCCAGGUCGGGCAGCAGGCAGUUUGCUCUUACGAUGUGAUGCAGAAUCCUCCUCCCCCACAUCCCUCCUACCUUGCCUCAUGUGUCUGGGACACCGUCACUCAAAACCGUACCUUGCUUCUACACCGAUAAUCGACACCCUUGGAACCCGCCAGCCCGAUGCAUCUUUAGUCUCACCCCAACUUGAACACUUAUCACACACAUUCUCUAGCUCUUGACACGCCCUCCAUCUUCAGUCCGCUUCUCCUCUCAAUUCCACACCACCAUUGCAACCAACUGCGGCUCCAAGACACCCUAAAAAGCUCUCAAGUUCCAAGUCAG
Sodiomyces alkalinus F11 is the source of this 816-nucleotide messenger RNA. RefSeq lists its product as hypothetical. The transcript has a single exon. The record is from RefSeq and is a predicted model, not a curated record. The coding region runs from base 145 to 627 and encodes 160 amino acids. Lineage: Eukaryota; Fungi; Ascomycota; Sordariomycetes; Glomerellales; Plectosphaerellaceae.